This is a messenger RNA of Marasmius oreades (fairy-ring Marasmius), 1962 nucleotides long. RefSeq lists its product as uncharacterized. The coding region runs from base 1 to 1962 and encodes 653 amino acids. Gene Ontology annotation, biological process: nuclear-transcribed mRNA poly(A) tail shortening; regulation of DNA-templated transcription. The record is from RefSeq and is a predicted model, not a curated record. Gene Ontology annotation, cellular component: CCR4-NOT core complex; P-body. Lineage: Eukaryota; Fungi; Basidiomycota; Agaricomycetes; Agaricales; Marasmiaceae. The transcript is spliced from 5 exons.
AUGAAUCGACAAGGACAACCCCAAAGGCCACCGAAUCUAACACCCAAUCCUGCUCUUGCAACUCAAUUUCGGUCACCUUAUCCCUAUGGAAUGCCACCUCGAAACGUCCUUCAAGCAGGAGGAUACGUGCCAGGAAUGCAGCCUAAUAACCACCGAACACCCGCGCAACAAUCACAAACCCAGAACAUGGUUCCUCAGCCAACUCCAACGUUCAUACAACAGAGAGGGCAGAAUAACUUUGGAUUCGGAGGGAUGGGACAACAUCAAUCGAACAACGCCCUACAACAGCAGCAACAACAACAGCAACAGCAAGUGAAUGGAGCAUCAAGCUCACUUCCUCCGCAUCUCACACAGACACCAAAUCUCUCAAAUUCGCAACCAGUAUCGGCAACGAGCGAAGUUGGGUUCGAUCCGAAUGACUUUCCGGCUUUGGGGUCGACUUCGACAAAUGCCAAUAAUGCUAGCGGGAAUAAUAAUGGGAGCGGGGGUAGCAGUGUGACGACGAGCUAUGCAAGUCAGGCUGGAACUGGAGUUGGAAUGGGCGGUGGUGUAGCAGUUGGGGGGGCAGGGGGUGGCAGCGGCAAUCAGCCAAGAGAUUUCACUCCAGAUGAUUUUCCGGCCCUUGGUGGACAGCCCCACUCGCCAGCACAAACUCAAAAUCAGGACACAGGACAUUCACAUCCGCCGGGCCUUAACGGAUUCCAACAUCCAGAACAUUCCCGGCAAAAUUUGUUGGGCACGCUGAAUGGUGGUGGAGGAUUAGCCACACCGGGCAUGUUACACUUAGGACCUUCACAGGCGAGAAAUAUCCAUCCAGGAUUCCAGCAGGCACAUACAGAUGCCGAGAAGCAGCAGCAGCAGCGGAACAAUUACAACUUGAAACUAAACCAGGCCUCUCACGCAGCAUGGACAUCGCCGAACAUCAGUCAACAACAACCCCUAGGAACAGGUUUCUCAAACGCACCUCCCACACCCUCUGUACCUCAACAAAAUGGCUCACAUCCAGUGCAGAAUCCCAUAUCCACCCCACACUCGAGUGCACCACCAGGUGUACCUCCUCCUAACGGGUCCUCAACAGCACCUUUAACACCUGGAUUCCAAUCAAACGGGCUGGAAUCGAGUCCGGUCAACCCCAAUGGAAACACAAACAAUCCGAAUCCAACACCGAAUCCCAACACUUCCAGUAAUAACCCAAAUCCUCCUCCGCAACCGAACUCAACGCAGGACGCCAAUUCAAUGCCGAACUCAACGGCGCACGUACAUCAGCAUCCUCAAACGCCGGCUCAACAGAUACUAAUGAGUGCCGCAGACAGAUGGGGGCUUCUCGGGCUGUUAGCGCUGAUCAAGAAUGCAGGAUCAGAGGUGGACCAAGGACUGAGUAGUAUUGGCCAGGACUUAGGGACGAUGGGAUUAGAUAUGGGGUAUGCUGGGAACCUAUAUUCGACAUUCAUAACACCAUGGGCAGAUCAAUCGGCAGCACAUACGGUUGAACCUGAUUAUCACAUACCAACAUGUUACAACGUCCAACCACCACCACCAGGACCAAGUAAAGCCACCGCAUUCAGUGACGAGACGUUAUUCUUUAUGUUCUAUUCAUCACCGCGCGAUGCCCUUCAGGAAGUGGCAGCGCAAGAACUAUGGAACCGCAAUUGGCGAUUCCACAAAGAGCUCCGGAUAUGGAUAACAAAAGAAAGCGGCGCACCUGCAUCUCAGAAGAUACCGAUGGGCGAAACUGGGCAAUACACCUUUUGGGAUCCGGAGAACUGGAUGAAGGAACGGAAGGAUAUGACGGUGCUGUAUAGCGACCUGGAGGAAAAGACUGUUCCUGUAUUCAUGCCUGGUCCGGGUUUAGUUCCUGCUGCAGGAGCACAGCAGCAAGGACAAGUUGUAGGUGCCGCACAACAAGUGCAGCCCACCGUAGGAGGUCAACGAGGGUCGUUUCAAAUGGGUGUAGCGGUAUGA